UGGCGUGCGCGUCCCCGCGGCGCUGCCGGCUGAAUGCGCGCGGCCGUGGUAGAAAAAAACCCUCAGAGAAGGAAAACUUCAUAGAAAUGGCGGAGGGUGCAACAACGCUCAAAGGCUUGCGAGCCCAGAUAGCUGCAGCUGCACAGGCACAAGCUGAGGAACGGCGGAGCUUAGCAGGGAACAGUCCAGGACCUGCAACCAACACAUCAGCUAAACCUCAAGGGUGUAAGCCAGUCAUUGAUGGUGCCACGCUUAGAGUAGACGACCGACUACGAGUGGCAAAAGAGAGGAGAGACGAAGCAGAGAAACAACAGGCCUUACGAGAGACUCAGAUCAUGGAGAGAGAGCGCAAGGCCAAGUUGCAAGUGGAGCGCCAGAUGGAGGAACGUCAAAAAAAGGUUGAGGAACAACGAAAGAAGGAGGAGCAGAAACGAUUGGCUGUGGAGGAGAAGAGGAAGCAGAAGCAGGAAAAGGAAAAGGAGCAUUAUGAGGCAGUGAUGAAGCGGACACUGGAGCGUAGUCAGCGAGUUGAGCAGAGACAAAAAAGAUGGUCCUGGGGAGGACUGUCCCAAGACCAAGAUGGUCGAUCAGGAGAUUCUGAUGCCAGUGUGACAUCUCCAGUAACUAUAGUUAUCUCCUCUGCCUCUCCAGAAAAGCCACGAGGAAGUGGACAAGUUGAGAAGCUCUCUUCAUCCACCACGAACCUGAAACAGCCACCCGAGGCUGGCAUCAGCAAACGCUUAUCCUCCUCUGUCACCCUCGUCAAAACACCUGACAAAAGUGUUAAGCCAAGGAGUUCAUCUUGUAACCGGUUGUCAAGUAAUGGCAAUGCUGCUCAAGCCAUUAAUGAAGACGGCAAAAAGCGACAGGUGCAACAGACAGGUGGAACAGGCCAUUCUGUGAAGAAGAGAAGUUCGUCCCUCACACGAGUAAGUGUGGGUAGAGCACAGACCCCUGCCAAGCCUGAUAAGGGGACAACGAAUGAUCAAGCUCGCAGGCCACCGGCCAGCACUGCGGAUGAAGGGUUCCUUAGUCGUCUUCUCACCCCUACCCAGGCGUCACUAGCUAGGAGCAAGAGCGCCGCCCUCCUGUCCGCUGAAGGAACAGAUGCUCCAGCCUCUGCAAGUCCUUUGCACCCACCACGUGGACCUGUGCGCAGCCGCAGCAUAGACAGGCAGAAGAGCGGCAUGACCACGUCCGUGUCGGCCGACGGAGCCCUUGGCCCUUCUCUGAAGGAGAGGCAGUUAACAUCCCCUGUGGGAAAACGUCCUGCCUCCCCAUCAUCUUCUUCACUGGGACGCAACCGGUCUCCAUCCCCAGCCCCCAAUCCUGCUCCAAAGAGGACCCCGUCUCCAGUAGCAGCCAAGCAAAGUCCCAGAAUGCGUCCACCCUCACCAGGUUCACUGAAACAGCGUCCCCCAUCUCCUCAGACACCAUCAGCUAAGCCCCCACCUAUUCAGAAACCAGCUAUAACUCCAACAGGGCCCCCAACCUUAAGAAAGAGGGACUCCAAGUCCAAGGAUGUGUGUCCUGUUUCAGCUCCACAGUCCUCUGAUGGCAGCAAGACCAAAGAGAAAGAAGACCCAAAGGCCACGACGGGCACUAACUCAGCUGCCGAGGCAGCUAAAAUCCUGGCAGAGAACCGCAGACUGAUGCGAGAGCAGAAGGAGCGAGAGGAGCAGUUAAGGAUACAGAGGGAGGAAGAAGAGAGGGUGAGAAAAGAAGAAGAGGCGCGUUUGGCGGAGGAAGCGCGACUAAAACGACUGGAAGAAGAGAAAAAGCUUGCAGAGGAGAGAAAAAUCAAGGAGGAAGAAGACGCUAUCCUAGCAGAGGAGGAGAGGAAGAAAUUGGCAGAAGAAGAGGCACAAAAACAGAUUGAACUCCAGAAAGAACGGGAGGAGGCUGAGGCCAGGGCUCUGGAAGAGGCAGAGAGAGUUCGUCAGGAGAGAGACCGCAUUAUGCAACAGAACCAGCAAGAACGUAUGGAGAGAAAAAAGAGAAUUGAAGAAAUAAUGAAGAGGACCAGGAAAGGGGACCAAAAUGAGUUAAAGAGAGAUGACGAUGAUGACGAGGAUGAUGAUGAUGGUAAAUCUCUACUGGAGAAUGGAGAUGAUGAAGAUGACCAGAUGAACUAUGAAACCAAAAGUGACACUGAGGAUUUUGACAAAGAUGAUCUUUCUCCUGGGGAGUCCGAGAGCCCGGAAGGACUUCUCAGCACCAUUAAUGGAAAAUCAGAGACGGAGAACAAGGAGAAUAACAAUGGCACAAGCACAGAUGACACUCAGGCCGUAAGUCCUGUCCCUAGGGGCUGCCUUGUUGAGGGUUCUGAAUUCCUGAAUGAGGAGGACUCUUCCAAAGUGGGGCUGGUCUCCAGUCUGAAUGGGAAGUCCAACCAGUGGAGCUUCGAGGAGCUCAUCGACGUCAACGUUCACUCCAAGACUCGCCCUCUCAUUGAGACAGAGGACUGUAACCAGGUCUUGAUCAACUGUGAAGUGAGCUCAGCUGAGCCCACGGCCAGCGGGGACAAGGGAACCCCAAUCGGCACGCUGCAAUCUUCUAAUCAACCCAUUGAAGCCAUGUCUGAGAUGUGACCAUGCAGUCGAUGUUGAGAGGUCUCUUAAAGUUGCACUCCUAAAGUUCCUGUACAGCGGAGCUCCUGAAAAGAAUCUAUCAGUUCCUUACAGCUUUAUCUUCUUUCUACUGUCUUUGUGUUGGAGCAGCACAGGGUGAAAUGGAAAGACCACCUCAAGCAUUACAUUUCCCCAUAUACAAUUAGGAAACAAAUAUAUUACAUUUAUAUAUGAAUAAAUAUAAUUCUUCAGGGAAGUGAGGUGUAUUCCUCUUGGUCACAGGUGUCUUUCCUCUUCCUCUUGUGUUAAGUUCUCCUGUUUCUUCAAUGUGUCGUCCAAAUUAUUAUUGUCUUUUUUUUCCCUUUUUUUUUUUUUUUUAAACAAUUUUGUUUUUGUCAUGGUGGUGCAUUGCUGUAAUUUAUUAAUUUUUGCUUCUUUGUUAUUGUAAUUAUUGUUACUAUGUCUAGUCUAUUUUUCCUCUUAUUCUCUGGCUUGUACGGGAGGAUUCCAGGACACGUGCAUCAGGCCGUGUGGGUUAUAUUGUCAACUACUGGAAGAAAUAUUCCAUUCAGUUUUGUCUAUGUUUGGGUGGAAAUUAACUCUCACUUUUUGAUGUAGUUCAUCUAAAAUUUACUUGACCAGCUGCAUUUUGCAGCAUCCAAUGAUGUGGCCUUAUCCUCAACACACCCUGAGUUCUGAUUUUCAAGUGCAAAUAUACAAAUUGCUUACGCUAAAGGUCAUACAGUCACGGUUUAGUAAUCUCCAGUCAUGAACUUACAGUUUUGAGUGGAUUCCGUUGUUAUGUAGUUUUAUUUGAGCGGUUUUAGUCUGUUAUUUCACCAGUUCCAUGUGUCCUGCACUCUGUGGUGUGUUUUCUUCUGUGGCCACCAGAGGGCGCCAUCAGCACAACGGUGACGUUUCAAUUCAUAACAAAACUUUAGUAGAGUUUCAGCAGUGUGUUAGUAUGGGGCUCAUGGUCAAGAUAUAUAUUUUUUGUUUUAUAUGUAUAUAGAAUUCAUGUUUACUAACAUAAUUUACAAGACAUUCUGGGUUGGAUCUGGUUUUAGUCGUACAUGUCUUCAUCACAUCUGUAGCACCAAACUGUUUGACUAACCAUAACUGUAGCCCGCUCAUUUACACACAGGUGAAGCAGGUUUUAUUCAUAGCCGAGCUGUUUACUUUUGCUGAAACUAGAAAAAAAGGUUUUCACAGAGCUGGUUGAGGUUUGCUUUUGUUCUGGUUUGAUUUUUUUGUUACUGAUUCCACUUCACGUGCACUAACCCUCGUUUGUACAUUAGCUGCUACAUCAGACAAAACACAUUUCAGCUAUUUUUAUAAUAUAUGAAUUGGCUCUUUUGUUUAUAUAAGGAACUACAUGUCUACAUAUAUUUAAGUGGUAUUCUGUUUUGUAUAUAAUCAGUAUUAGGCGAAUAAAGCCAUGUUUCGGAUGGAGUGGCUCAGGUUCUGGAUAGUUCUAGUCUCUGUGUGGGUGAAUAUUAGGCAUCAGGUUGAUUUGGGCCCUGUGACAGCUUGGUCAGGUUUGGCUCUUGACCAGCAUAUAAAUAAAGCCCUUUAUCCAAAGCGAUAGGUGAGAUGGGGCGCUGUGAGACAUUUAUAAAAAUAUGGUGCAUGUAUGCUUGUUUACCAAGCUUUCAUCACCUUCUCCACUAACUAGAUUAGAGUUGACAUUUGCACAUGAAGAUGAGCCAGUUUGGUCUGUGCGACAUGUUCGAUCCUUGAUUGGAGUCGUGGUUGUGCUACGAGGCUUUUAAUGUCAUUGAAGUAGAUGAGGGUGUUGGGAUCGAUGGCUGUGUUUUGUUAGGCUUAUCAGCUCAGGUUUCAACCGUCUACUGUAGUACAAGGACACAUCCACCAAACAAAAGAUGACGUCAGAUUUGAUUUCCCCAAAGUUUUAAUUUUCCAUGAACUGUAUUGAAUUGUUUGAAAUUCCUUUUGCUUGAACGGCCCGAGCAUGAGAUUUUGGCCUUUGCCUCGCUCUCUGCUGGCUGACUAAAUUCUCUUUGUACAUAAUGACUCUGGGCCUUUAUUGUCUUAGCUUUGAUUAAUGAGCUCAAAGAAUGUAAAGGACUUCGUAAACCGUCCUGCAUUAUUUAUAACAUUUCUCAGAGCUGCUUGCUUUCAGCAUUCAUAUCUUAUUAUUAUUAUUAUUAAUGGAAACAGGGACUGCACUGUCCUAGAUGACUUGUUACUGAAGAGGAGCUUUACUAUAGAUAACGCGAAGACCAACGAGCAGAGCCGUGUGAUGUUUCUAUAGAAGAAAAAUAUAAAUAUAUAUAAUCUGUCCAUUUGCUCUGACUUGUUUUCAUCCCAACAUUCAUUCAGUCAUACCUUUAAACUUGCAUAUACUGAAACUGCUACCCCUGCUACACACAAAUCUUUUCUUCUAAGGCUCACGAGGAGGACAUGUUGGUUGGAUUUGUAGUUGCUGCUUGAAUAGAUUUUGUGCUCAUUCCAGAUCCUGCUGCAUCUUUGGCAGCUUGAGAACAGAGCCGGCAGCUCCUGGUCCUCAAUGUUGUCCAUAAUAACAACAACAAUAAUAAUAAUAGGAUAGAACUGUGCCUUAGAUUGAGAUUCAGUACCUUUAUUCCACCAGUCAUCUGAGAAAGUGUGUCCUUACCUCAGCCUCGACAAUCAGUUCACCCAACCAGGGCAACUCUGUGAAUUUGAAUAUUUCUUGGAAAUAUCUGGUAAUAAUCCCAUUUUCACAACUACAAUUUGUAUUGUAAAUAUUUCUAAAGAGAUCUUGAGUUGAUACAAAACUGUUAAAACAAUAAAGUAUUGAAAAAAAA
Cololabis saira (Pacific saury) is the source of this 5380-nucleotide messenger RNA. RefSeq names its product MAP7 domain containing 3 (gene map7d3). Bases 87 to 2591 code for a protein of 834 amino acids. The transcript is spliced from 20 exons. Gene Ontology annotation, biological process: microtubule cytoskeleton organization. NCBI's taxonomy places the organism in Eukaryota, Metazoa, Chordata, Actinopteri, Beloniformes, Belonidae. Gene Ontology annotation, cellular component: microtubule cytoskeleton. The record is from RefSeq and is a predicted model, not a curated record.